Messenger RNA from Alternaria conjuncta, 1425 nucleotides. RefSeq lists its product as uncharacterized. NCBI's taxonomy places the organism in Eukaryota, Fungi, Ascomycota, Dothideomycetes, Pleosporales, Pleosporaceae. The record is from RefSeq and is a predicted model, not a curated record. The transcript has 2 exons. Bases 1 to 1425 code for a protein of 474 amino acids.
AUGUCGGGCAACGUGGUCGAUCCUGAGGCACGCGACAAGUACCUCCUGCAAGUGACGGCCGGACCAUCCUACGAUGCCUCAAAGCACGAACAGGUAUCAGUCAACGGCGCAGAGCCCACACACGUCGAGAGCGACCUAGUUGAAGCAUGGAUACGCGUCCGAAUCAAAGACUACCACGGCCUACCGCGUGGUUCACCAGCUUCAUCGUCUUAUUUUGAUCACCCACAACAUACCUCUGAUAGAUAUUCCAUCGCCUACUCAUUCGUUCCCAAGCAGGACAUGUCCGGCUCCGAUCUUGUCAUGGGCUUCGAUUACGGCCAUUCGAUCAAGCACCAGCUUCCACCAGGUUUCAGGUAUGCAAUGAAGAUCGCCACGAGUAUGCUGGACCCCGGACUUUACUCAGAUGCAUACUCUGACGAGCCGUAUCUCUACGGACCCGCGCUAUCAAGUUUCUUUGCCUUCCGAAUCGGAGAUCGGACGAGCGAUGUGUCCGCACAAGAUCAACUUGCAAGUCUCAGUCAAGAAAGUGAUGAUGUGAUCGAAGAAGGUGCAUCGGGGAGUGGCAAAGAAGCGCGCAAAGCGUCGUCCAUGCCUUCGAAAUGGAAGAAGCGGCGGAAGUAUUAUCUCGAUGAACAAGCCCUUUCAGCGUUUACGUUCGAAAAAGGCCGCAUGUACCAUGCCGACUUCUUCAACCCACAUCUUGACUUUGCGAACUUUUCGUUGAGGCUACCCGGAUUCUCAAUCAGUGUGGCCAAGUACGUGGAUGAGAAGACGCAUCAUCUAAGAUAUGUACUUCGGAAUCGGAAGACGGAGGAGGUACUUCUCGUAGUCUUCUUCAAAUUGCUGUUUGGCAAGGAAUUGGAUGAUACGUUGGAGAAAGAGAAGAGGAGGGAGAGUGCGCCGCCAGCUGUGGCUGUAAUUGAUCAGCCAAAGCCAGAGCGGACAGGCCACGAUGAGCUGACGAGAGUACGUGCUGCUGAAGAAGCUGAAAGACGAGCUUCACAACCUCCUCCUCGGACGGGUCAUGAGGAGUUGACAAAGGUUCGCGCUGCUGAGGAGGCCGAAAGACGAGCUUCGCAACCUGCACCUCGCACCGUACAAAACGAUAACACGCCAUCCUCUGCAAAAUCUACCCGUCAAGAAGGUUCAGCGUCUGGAACAGCCGGUCAAGUCGAUGGCGAGGCGCAAGAGGAUCAGAGUUACAUCGGCCAAGCAACGAGCGCUGCGACAAACCUUGCAAACUCCGUGGUGGCUGUUUACGCAGCCUUGGGCUUCGGCAACUCAUCAUCUUCCUCGUCGGAUUCCGAGCCCUCAAGCAGGAGUAGUUCGGCGCAGCCAGCAAACAAGUCGAUGGCAGCUGAGAUCGACAAGAUGGACGAUGCAACGGUAGAGCAGUAUUUGCGGGGUCGGCACGGAAGUGUGUGA